Messenger RNA from Gasterosteus aculeatus aculeatus (three-spined stickleback), 5631 nucleotides. The record is from RefSeq and is a predicted model, not a curated record. Lineage: Eukaryota; Metazoa; Chordata; Actinopteri; Perciformes; Gasterosteidae.
GAGAGAGAGAGAAGCGCUCGCGCAGCCCGCUUGGCUUCACUCCCCUCUCAUCGCUCGCCGGACCGGCGGAGGACGCGUGAGUGUCGCGCAGCGGGAAACUGACCGGACGGCCGCGCGGUGCUCCCGGACCCACCAGACCUUGUUGUUUCUUUGCUUUACGGGGUUUUUUUCUCCCGUUUUCGUUUCUUUCUUUCUUUCACUGUCUCGGUGCUGCGUUCGUUUUUCACUCCAUCCACCGGCUGGAGGAUGCUGCUGCUGCCGCCGGUAGAAACCGCCCGGUGGUAGCGCUCCGGACGGGUGUCCACUGCCCGACUACCCGGACUGGGCUCCAGCUCCCCCCGCGAGAGCGCGCGGACCUCCCGGUCGAUGCUCGGCGCUGGUCACGACAGUUAAACUGGACAGACAUUGACAGAGGAAUUGGAGGAAUAAUGUUUUUUUUCCUGGAUUUGUUUUAAAUUGUUCUAACGUCUUUUUCACACGGCGUUGUGGAUUAGCACAUUAUUUUUGUAUUCUUCUUCGACCCGCGGCUCCAUCUGGGUACCGAAGAGGUGCGGAGCCCGUACCCGAGGCUGGAGCGCUCAGAGCCGGGUACCCGCGCGGCUCUCACCCGGUCCAGCAGGGAGCCCGGCAGUCGACACUUGGACGAACAAAUGGACAAAAGCCACAGAAUGUUUUCUGCUUUACGACCUCGUUAGCCGAGAGACGAGCGCCGUCAGAGCGCAGCGCCCGGUGUGAAUACGUCAGGCGCUCUGAGCACAACUUCCGUUUAAAGAAAUAAAAAUCACGUCCAUCCGCUAGAUCGCAGAGGGGAUCUGUUGGUCGGAGCCAUGGCGGCGCCCAGACGGGCCCUCCUGCUCUACCUGGCGCUGGUCCUGCGGGCCUCCUGCGGCGCGGCGCCCUCCGACAUCCUGUACCGGGUCGCCGAGGAGCAGCCUCCCAACACGCUGAUCGGCAGCCUGGCGUCGGACCGCGGCCUCCCUGACACCGGCCACCUCUACAAGCUGGAGGUGGGCUCGCCAUACCUGCGCGUGGACGGCAAGACCGGGGACAUCUACACCACGGAGAUCCCCUUGGACCGCGAGACGCUGAAGGACUGCCGCAACCUGCUGGAGGGCGACGAGUGCUUCCUGGAGUUCGAGGUGUCCAUCACGGACAUGGUGAAGGGGCCGGGCUCGGGCCCCCGGCUCAUCGACGGCCGCAUCGAGGUGCUGGACAUCAACGACAACACGCCGCAGUUUUCCUCGCCCAUCCUCUCGCUGUCCAUCCCCGAGAACACACACGUGGGCGCCCUCUUCUCCAUCCCCAUGGCGACCGACCGGGACUCCGGCGGCAACGGCGUGGCGGAGUACUCGCUGACGGCGGGGCCAGACGCCGACCGGCUCUUCUCCCUGCAGGUGGCGGUGGACCAGGACGAGAAGCUGCCGCAGCUGGUCGUCAUGGGCAACCUGGACCGCGAGAGGAAGGACUCGUACGACUUGAACAUCCGGGUUGUGGACGGCGGGAGGCCGGCGAGGGCGAGCAGCGCCCUGCUGAGGGUCACCGUCACCGACCAGAACGACAACGCGCCGAAGUUCGAGAGGAGCCACUACGAGGCCGAGCUGCCCGAAAACAGCCCGCAGGGACACUCCGUGCUGCAGGUCCGCGCCAACGACGCGGACACCGGCGCCAACGGGGAGAUCGACUACAGCCUCCAUCAGGCGUCUGAGGCCGUGCAGAGGCUCCUGCGCAUUGACCGCUCUACCGGCGUCAUCUACGUCAAGGGACUAGUGGACCGCGAGGAGGAAAGCUUCCUCAAGUUCUUCGUGGUGGCCAAAGACCGCGGGCCCAACUCCAAGAGCUCCAAGGUCCUAGUGACCAUCAACGUCCGGGACCUGAACGACAACGCGCCAGCCAUCGAGAUCCGUGGCAUCGGCCUGGUGACGCACCAGGACGGCGUGGCCAACAUCUCCGAGGACAUGCCCAUCGGCACGCCGGUGGCGCUGGUGCAGGUGUCGGACCGCGACGAGGGGGAGAAUGCGGUUGUGACGUGCGUGGUCGCCGGCGACGUCCCGUUCCAGCUGCGCCCUGCCAGCGAGUCGGCCAAUGACCGCAAGAGGAAGUACUUCCUGCAGACCACCACCCCGCUGGAUUAUGAGCGCGUGCGGGAUUACAGGAUCGAGAUUGUGGCGGUGGACUCCGGCAACCCGGCGCUGUCCAGCUCCAACUCCCUGAAGGUGCAGGUGACAGACAUGAACGACAACGCGCCCGUCUUCUCCCCCACGCUGCUGGAGUUGGACUUCGCCGAGGGCAACCAGCCGGGCGAUCGCGUGCUGGGCGUCACGGCGUCAGAUGCGGACAGUGGCACAAACGCCGAGCUGGCCUACAGCAUCGUGGAGCCGGCGGCCUCCAGGCUGUUUGAGAUCGAGGCCGACACCGGGGAGAUCCGCGUGAGGAACCUGCUGGAUCGGGAGGAGCGGGAGCGCUACGAGUUCCGUGUGGCGGCGGCAGACAAGGGCGUUCCCUGCAAGACCGGCACCGCCACCGUGGUGAUCAACGUCCUGGACCGCAACGACAACGACCCCAAGUUCAUGCUGAGUGGCUACAGCUUCUCCGUCAUCGAGAACAUGGCCCCCCUCAACCCUGUCGGGGUGGUGACGGUCACCGAUGCAGACAAGGGCGAGAACGCCCGGGUGAGGCUGUACGUGGAGCCCGACAACGGGAAGUUUGUGAUCCAGAACGGCACAGGCACCAUCCUCUCCAGCAUCUCCUUCGACCGCGAGAAGGAAAGCACCUACACCUUCAGCCUUAGGGCCGUGGACGCCGGCGACCCGCCCCGCUCAUCCUUUGUGGGCGUGACCAUUAACGUGCUGGACGAGAACGACAACGCCCCCUACGUCACCAAGCCGGCCAACUCCUCAUACACCUACAUGUCCCCAGUCACCCCGCUGGACACCAGCGUGGAGAUGGUGGAGGCCGAGGACAUCGACUCCGGGCCUAACGCCGAGCUGGUCUACGCCAUCACGGGGGGGAACCCGUACGACCUGUUCUAUAUCUCGCCCACCAGUGGGGAAAUCAUGCUGGUGCAAGAGUUCACCAGCAAGCACAAUGGCCUGCACCGCCUGGUGGUGAAGGUCAGCGACAAGGGCAAACCCCCUCGCCACACCACCGCCCUGGUGCAUGUGUUUGUCAACGACACCAAGUCCAACGUGUCCCUCAUCGAGGCGCUGGUGGGGCACAGCCUCUACACCCCUCUGGACCGGGACAUCGCCGGGGACCCCAACUACGCCCUCGCCCAGCGCAGCAACAUCCUGUACGGCAGCCUGGCGGGCAUCGCCGGCGUGAUCCUCGUCAUCGUGGCUGUGGUAGUCCUCAGGCACCGGCUGCAGAAGGACACCAAGAGCGGCUACCAGGCCGGAAAGAAGGAGAGCAAGGACUUGUACGCCCCCAAGCAGGGUCCCAAAAGCAGCAAAGGGAAGAAGACCAAGAAGGGCAAGGCUCCCAAACCGGCCAAGCCACUGGAGGAGGAAGCGGAGGCCGGCCUGCAGAAGAGCCUCAAUUUUAACCUCAUCAACGAGGACGUCACCGACAGCCCCCGGAUCCACCUGCCCCUCAACUACCCUCCGGGGAGCCCCGACCUUGGGCGCCACUACCGCUCCAACUCCCCGCUGCCCUCCAUCCAGCUGCAGCCGCAGUCACCCUCCGCCUCCAAGAAGCACCAGGCUGUCCAGGACCUGCCGGCCACCAACACCUUCGUGGGGACGGGUGACAACAACUCCACGGGCUCCGACCAAUACUCGGAUUACAGCUACAAGGCCAACCCGCCCAAAUACAGCAGCAAACAGCCCCCCCACCGCCGCGUGACCUUCUCCACGGCCAAUCAGGCGCAGGACCCUGCAGGACGCGUCCCAGCACAGCUACUACGACAGCGGCCUGGAGGAGUCGGAGACCCCCAGCUCCAAGUCCUCGUCGGGGGGGCCCCGCAUCGGGCCCCUGCCCUGCCGGAGGACACUACGAGAGGACCACGCCCGACGGCAGCAUUGGCGAAGAUGGAGCACCCGGAGAACGGUAAGACCAGGUGGAGCGGCGUCCAGCGGCGAACCGGAGAGAGGGGCGGGACUAAAAAGGCCGACUUAAGACAAAACUAAAGACACACAGAGCAUCUAGAGCUUCUUUCUUCUCUCUCGCCUCCAAUUUACAUAAAGAAACACAUUGACUCCUCCAGCUUUUUGCCUUCUUCUCCUCCUCUCUGCUGCACUUCUGAGGAUUGCUCCUCCCUCCUCGCCCGUGGUCCUCAAACCUUCUUUUUUGCUCCAUGUUGCACUUUUCUUUUCCCCCGUCGAAGAGAAUCGAAUAAGAAAAAAAGGAAAAGAUCCCUGAUGAAAGAAGAAGGUUUUGUUGCAAUGUGCAGAGUAACGAGGACUUCUGCUGGAAGUCGCCUUGUCGGCUGCUGGAUAUGAACGUUUUUUGUGUGGAUUAACUGAAGCUUUCGUGGAUUCUGGAUUAUUAGGUCUUUUUUUGGGGGGGGUUGCAGAAACGGUACAUUCAGUCCCGUUUUAUCCCUUUUCUGACUUUUCUUGUGGUGGCCUGUAGGGUUCAGAGGUCGAGGUUAACGAUGGGUAAUCAGCCAGCUCCGCCUCCUCUCAGCGGCCAAUAGAAACACAGCUAUAAACUGUCAGGCUGUCGUUUGUCUCCUGGAGUCGUGUCUGUUUACAGCGAUGCAAACACAUGGAGGGUUAAUAAAGAGCGAGGGAAUCGAAGGCCUCGCCCCGCGGCAAAUAUCCCUGUACUUGAUGAGGACGCUACGGCGGACGUGGGGGGGUCGAGGCGAGGCGCCGACGGGGAGGUUGAAAUCCGAUUUUUAAUUUCUUUCAUAAGAAUUUGGAUGUGAGGCGGGGAUUGUUGGACGCUUGUGAGCCGGGGUUAAUUGCUGGUCAGCUGUUGCUGCGCAAAUUACUGUUGAUUGAAUUACAAUCAGACCCCCCCCCUUAAAAAAACCCUUCAGACCUGCACGAUUCACACAAGUCACCAAACUGUCGUGAAAAAAGCAGGAAGCGGCGGAAAGCUGUUUGCAUCCCUGUGUUUAGCGCAGUUAGCUCAAAGACUGGAAUCAGUUAGCUUACAUCACAUGACACGAUAUUCACUUGUCAUGGAAGCUCAGUUCAUAGUCAGCGGUAUGAACGGCAUCUCAUUUAUUUUCACGCUCUUAUUUGUGUCCCACCCACAUGGAGUUUGGUUGUUCGUUUUUUGAAAAAUAAUGAAUUAUGAGUUAUUCAUAAUUUUCCUGGUUUAUCAUUUAUUAUUGAUUUAGCAGGAUGGAUUUGAAGCUCCAUCCAUCACACUCUGUCGGGCUAGCUAGCCAACUAGCGACCAAACUAGCGGCUGCUUCAUAUAACCCAUGUAUAAACCCGCGUGGGACUCGUCUGGGAGGUUAGCGUGAGGUUAGCUUAGCAACAGACGGGCCCAGACUGUAUGUCGGUGCCACAGUGUGUUUAUUGUGGACGGGAUGUUUGUGGCUGUGAAGUUGUAACGAGGUGUGUUUGCUGUAGGAGUCGGAACAGAAGCCGCUGAGCGAGUCGCCCACGCUGCACCUGUGAAUGUACUUUGUAUUCAGAGGGUUUCAAUACAAUAAACAAGUGCUGAUACAAAAACAAA